Messenger RNA from Bicyclus anynana (squinting bush brown), 1511 nucleotides. RefSeq names its product facilitated trehalose transporter Tret1. Gene Ontology annotation, cellular component: membrane. The record is from RefSeq and is a predicted model, not a curated record. Lineage: Eukaryota; Metazoa; Arthropoda; Insecta; Lepidoptera; Nymphalidae. The transcript has 10 exons. The coding region runs from base 1 to 1440 and encodes 479 amino acids. Gene Ontology annotation, biological process: transmembrane transport. Gene Ontology annotation, molecular function: transmembrane transporter activity.
AUGUCGCCAGUCCACCUGGUGGGGGAGUCGGGCGAUGUGGUAUACGUAGGCCAAAUAAUAAAUGGAUUCUCCGGUGCCUGGGCGGGGCCAGGCCUGCCAUUACUGCGUGACCUUGAGCAGUCCCCACUGCCGUAUCUGCUUACUGAAUCUCAACUAUCCUUCGUCGCUUCUUUAACUUAUUUGGGAGCAAUACCUGGUACACACAUAACAGCUUGGUUAUCAAACACAAGAGGCAGGAAACCAUGCCUGGUGAUUGGUGGAUUCGUGUCAGUAUUGUCUUACGUAUUCCUGGCGACAGCAAACAAUCUGGCCAUGUUGUAUAUCAGCAGAUUCUUGGCAGGUGUCACUAUUGGUAUAGUUAAUGUCAUGAACUUGGUGUACAUUGGUGAAAUUGCAUCUCCAAAAAUCAGAGGCAUUCUGUUGACAGCGAUAGGCAUUUUCACCACUGUGGGAAUGCUGAUGAUUUUCGCCGUAGGUCCAUACCUAUCAUACAAUGACAUAAUUUACGUUGGUAUAAUACUGGCCAUAGCUUACUUAUUCUUAUUGAUAUGGAUACCAGAGAGUCCUAUUUUUUAUGCAAUACAAGGUAGAAACGAGGACGUAAACAAAGUACUACAAGAUUUAGGCAGAACAGAAGAUUUCACACUUGGUUUGUACUUUUACUUGGACAAAAUAGGGCAUCCAGUUGUAGAUAAAAUCAAAUGGUUGCCGUUGGUGGUGCUAAUAUUAUUCUACAUUGGUUUCGAUUCAGGUUUUGGGAUAAUUCCAAACGCGUUAGUCGGUGAAAUGUUUACACCCAAUGUCAGGAGCAAAGGUUCUACAGUGGCUCUAACAACGUCGUAUUUGUGUGGGUUUGGGAUAACAACGGCUUUUGGGGCGUUAUUGGAAAUUAUCGGAGGUCACGUGGCGUUUUGGUUCUUCUCUGGAACAUGCGCUUGCGCCUUUUUGUUCACUGCAUUCUUUAUACCGGAAACAAAAGGAAAAACUUUGUUGGACAUUCAAGCCGCUUUCGCUGGAAGGAAACUACUUUUAUUAAUAUCAACGGCUAUAUGUUCUUUAACUAUGUUCACAUUAGGCUUGUACUUUUACUUGGAUCGAAUAGGGAAUCCAGUUGUCGAUAUAAUCAACUGGUUGCCGUUGGUGGUGCUAAUCUUAUUCUACAUUGGUUACGAUUCAGGUUUUGGGAUAAUUCCAAAUGCGCUAAUCGGAGAAAUGUUUACACCCAAUGUCAGAAGUAAAGGUUCCACAGUGGCGUUAACAACGUCGUAUCUAUGUGGAUUUGGAGUGACAACGGCUUUUGGGGCAUUGUUGGAAAUAAUCGGAGGUCAUAUAGCAUUCUGGUUCUUCUCUGUAAAGUGUGCUUGCGCUUUUUUGUUCACUGCGUUCUUUAUACCGGAAACAAAAGGAAAAACUUUGAUGGAUAUUCAAGACGAUUUGUAGCAUUUUGUGAAUCUUGGAAAUAAAAUUAGAAGAACUUCCUAAAGUUAUUUUUUGUUCGAUGACAACCUUAU